UAUUCUUCUUUUAUAUUACAGGUCUCCGCAUCGGGUCUCUUUGAAUUGCGUUUGAAAUACUUUAAAAACGAUUACGGUCGCGAUAGCGAAGGUCACUGUUGUAGUGGUCAAUCGGAUCCUACGACGGGUAAAUGUAUUGGCGGUUGUAAGACACGGUUUCGUGUUUGUCUGAAACAUUAUCAAGCGAAAAUCGAUACAACAUCGCAAUGUACUUACGGUGAUGUGGUGACACCCAUAUUGGGUGAAAAUUCGGUUAAUCUCACGGAUACGCAAAAUUUCCAAAAUAAAGGUUUCACAAAUCCGAUACAAUUUGCCUUCAAUUUCGCGUGGCCGGGUACUUUUACUUUAAUUGUGGAGGCUCUACAUGAUACCAAUAACAGUGCCAAUGCUCGUUCUAGCAAUCUAUUAAUACAACGUUUAUCGGUGCAACAAGUUUUGGAAGUCUCGCCUGAAUGGAAAACGAACAAAUCCGAAUCGCAAUACACUUGGCUGGAAUAUGAUUUUCGCGUUACCUGUGAUCCUCAUUAUUACGGUUCGGGUUGCGCUAAUCUCUGUCGGCCGCGCGAUGAUCAAUUCGGUCACUACACUUGCUCUGAAACUGGCGAAAUUAUCUGCUUAUCCGGCUGGCAGGGAAACUAUUGUGAUAAACCGAAGUGCGCCAAGGGUUGCGAACAUGGCCAUUGUGAUAAGCCCAAUCAAUGCAUGUAA
Messenger RNA from Glossina fuscipes, 708 nucleotides. RefSeq names its product neurogenic locus protein delta-like. The record is from RefSeq and is a predicted model, not a curated record. Gene Ontology annotation, biological process: Notch signaling pathway; cell communication; multicellular organism development. NCBI's taxonomy places the organism in Eukaryota, Metazoa, Arthropoda, Insecta, Diptera, Glossinidae. The annotation marks the transcript as partial. Gene Ontology annotation, cellular component: membrane. The transcript has 4 exons.